AUGAAUGUUGCUGUCUUUGGACCUGCGUCCAACUCUGAACGUACAUAUCUGCACAAUGUUCUCACAAGGGUUCUCUCAGAUGUAACUACUAUGGAUAGCGCCAGAGAAGCCCUUUCAUUGGGGGGAGAUGCAUUGCUCGGCUAUCCUCAAUUUUCCGAAGUGGACUUGAAGCUAGAGCCCCCAUUUCUCUCUCGAAAUGCUACCGUGCCAAAACUUUUAUCUAAGUUAGCACAUGUCCCGGUGCUGGCUCGUUUGUUUCCCAAGCGGCUUCACAAACCAACUGCCAUUGCCAAUUACACCCCAUCCAAGAGAGCUUCCGGACGUGUAUUUUGUGGCGUGUCAGACGGCCGUUUCAUUGGAGAGGUAGUUGGAUCUGCUCAUCUAGGCGUCUCCAUGGCUUCGGCUAGCGUCUCCUAUGACCCCGUGAGAAACAUGACAGAGGGAAAUCUAGAAGCUUGUCGUUUAGAUCCCCUUCAGGUGUGUAAUACUAAGCACAUACUGGUGCGCAAGGAAGCUGGUCAACAAUUCUCUAACUAUCAAUCUUUUCUUAAUACUAUUUUCAAUCAAUCAGAGAGCAGGGAAAAUAGCAGGGAGGGUAGCACUAUUUCGCCACUUUCAGAUACACAGGUAGAAGGGGUAUCUCUCAAAGUGUCCAACACAGGAAACUUCAGAUCCAAUGACAACAAUGACAAGCAUCAAUUUGGUUCGGCACCAUUCACAACAGAACUUUCUUUAAUACUAACAGAGAUAACCAAGGAUAUCCCGACGAUGUUAAAGAAGCCCCAAGAGGAUUCUCAUUGGACAUUUGCUAGCCCCGGACCAGCCUAUCAUCUUUCACAACUAGAUGACGUGACCAGGUCUCUUCACUUCUACCGCAACUCUUCCCGUGUGUCAGUCGUUACGCAGAAGAAUACUUUCAUCACAAGCAGGGGUGUCUGGGACUCAGCCUCACGUAGCCAUAGAGACGUACCACUGGAUAGAUAUCUCAAGAUAGGUAGGCAGAUACUUACUACAGCGUCUCCACAUCCGAACGUGUCUGUUCUCUUUGGGGUGGAGCCGUUCUGCAGAUUCCAUUUUGCUAGGGGUGCGACAAACAGACGCUUGGCGUCAAAUAUUGUAACAGGCCUUCGUGCCGAAGUGGCAACGACGGCAGCAAUGUACCUGAGUCCCAGUCUUAUGCUUUCCGCAUCUGGGUCUGUCCACGUAUCUGAAUCUAUUGAUAGAAGGCGUAUAUGCAACUUCAUUAAGCAAUUGCCUGCUGCUGCAAAACAAGACAGUACCCACCAAACCAACAGCAGCUAUAGUCAUAGGGCAGUGCUCUCUAAUUUAACAAAAUCGGAGAUAGAUGAGAAUCUGGGUGACAGCAUUAGAAGCAAAUUGCGAGGGUUUGCUGAAGUAAUGAGUCCCACGAGCUUUUCAUAUGUGAAGAACGAGAUAAUGAAUCUCGAGAGCCACUCUGUCCAACCGCAUGGGUAUACAUAUACCCCAAUUCACGAUGGUUACGGAUGCGCAAGCUCUUCAAAACUGACUCUUUCACCAGUAACAACAGGAAGACAUAUGGGCAACGGGUUCCUGGCACGCACACACCUGAUGGGGAUAUGGAAGUCGCCACUCCGAACACCUAUAUCUAGACCAAAUUCAAUAUAUCUGCUAGCAGGCAUUGAGGCAGCCAUCCCCAAGGAUACUCCCCUGGGGUUAAUAAAGGACCUUUCUGUCUAUGGGGCGCGUAGAGUGAUGCAUAAUUUUUUGGAAUAUGCAGCCUAUACAGGCGUUCACGUUCGUACACCCAUCCCCGUCACUGCAACUGUCUCACUGUGGUCAAGCAGGGACUUAACUAUUAAGCAGAGAUUCACAUUUGGCUUUUCGCUGAAUACAUGA
Molecule: messenger RNA, 1878 nt
Organism: Giardia duodenalis
Lineage: Eukaryota; Fornicata; Diplomonadida; Hexamitidae
Exons: 1
Coding region: 1-1878 (625 amino acids)
Source: RefSeq, a predicted model, not a curated record